AGCGCCCAGCGCCGUACCGCGCCGGACGGCCCGGAAGGAGCGGGCGGCGGCCGUUUGGCGGUGGCUGUGCGCCCCGCGUUCGGGGGACGGAGCCGCGGGGGUGAGGUGGGUGCGCGGGACCGGGGGCUCGGGCACAACGGUGGGGUGGCGGCAGGGAGGGGAGGUGCGCAAUUAACGCCGUGGGUGUCCGGCGCUUUGUUGGGGAACGGUCUCCCCCGCUCCCUGCGGCCGCCCGGAGGGCUCCGGGCCGCGGUGCGGGGCAGCUCGGGCUUUUCCCGCUGGCACUAACGCGGCUGAGGAGGAAGUGCCGCUGUUGGUGCGGAGCGGUAGGCGUGCCGCGCGGGGAGCUGAGCUUUAUGUAAUUGGCUCUUGCAUCACGGGCUUCAGCGCGUUGCCUUUAUUAGCAACGGCCGCUCGUCGGUACGGUUCGUCCCGGGCAGCAGCAGCGCAGUCCGUGCCCCGCGGUGCGCUCCGUGCGGGCGGCGUUGUCCGGUCGGGCGCGGCUCUCGGCAGCGAUAGGCGGCUGCUGCGGGGACACCGACCCGCUGACUAUAAGGACAUCCUGUUUGAUUGAAAGAAGUUGCUCCUGCUUGUGGAGUGACUUAUGAUGUCAAGAACUGUAUCAUCCUGGAUCUUAGGCUCAGCAAGGAACAGCUUUGUUUUACAAAGAAGAGGACGUUUGUAUUCCAUAUGUGUCCCAAACAGACACAAAAUAAAAUGGAAGCUUGUUUUCUCCAAAACACUUCUCUACCCUGCUGGGACCUGCAGCCUAGACAAUACUUUCUCCUUGAGAAAAGCAUUCAGACACACCUCCACUGAAGAAGAAGAGUUCUCUUUCCAGUUGUCUCCAUCACAAAUCAACGAUAUACUCAGAGCAGGUGAAUUAUCCCAUAAAAUACUGGAUUCGAGUUGUAAAAGUGCUAAUUCUGUGUUGAAGUUUGAAAGUAACCAACUGGCAUCCAAUACUCCUAUUGAAGACCGCAGGAGUGCAGCCACUUGCUUGCAGACCAGGGGGAUGAUGUUCGGUGUCUUUGAUGGCCAUGCUGGUUCUGCUUGUGCUCAGGCAGUAAGUGAAAGACUACUUCAUUAUAUAGCAGUUUCUCUCAUGUCUCGACAAACUCUGGAAGAGAUGGAGCUUGCUGUGGAGUGCAUGAAACCAGUUAUUCCUAUUCUGCAGUUGCACAAACAUCCAAACGAUGUAGCGUAUCGAGAAAUGACUUCACAGUAUUUUGAGAGCCUGCGAGUUUACUGGCAGCAUUUACUGGACCUAGACAUUGAGCCAGGGUUUAGUUUGGAAGAAGCCAUGAUAAGUGCAUUCAAACGGUUAGACUCGGACAUAUCACUGGAAGUUCAGGCUCCCCAGGAAAAUGAAUUGGUGAGAAACACUGCCCUUCAGGUAGCUUUUUCUGGCGCAACAGCAUGUGUAGCCCACAUUGAUGGUGUUCACCUGCAUGUUGCAAAUGCUGGUGAUUGCAGAGCAAUUUUAGGGGUUCAUGAAGAAGACGGAACUUGGUCUACUCUCCCUCUAACACGAGACCACAAUGCCUAUGAUGAAUCUGAAAUCAGAAGACUAAAGAGAGAACAUCCGAGAUCUGAAGAGAAAACACUAUUUGUGAAUGACAGAUUACUGGGGAUUCUCAUGCCCUCCAGAGCUUUUGGAGAUGUGCAACUAAAAUGGAGUAAAGAACUGCAACACAGUGUUCUUGAGAAUAGCUGUGAUGUUGGGGCUUUAAAUAUUUAUCAUUACGUUCCUCCAAACUACCAUACACCCCCAUAUUUAACAGCAGAGCCUGAAGUCACGUACCACAAACUAAGAGGCAAGGAUAAGUUUCUCAUUAUUGCUUCGGAUGGACUAUGGGAAAUGCUCAGUAACGAAGAGGUUGUAAAACUAGUAGCUGGACACCUUACAGAGCUUAAUGUGCAGAAACCACAACUGGCAUUUGAGAAACCAGUUAAUUUGGGUUAUUUGCACAACCUGUUACUUCAGAGGAAAAACAGGGGUAUUACCUCACUGGACCAGAACAUAGCGACGCAUUUAAUACGGCAUGCAAUUGGGAAUAAUGAAUAUGGGGAAGUGGACCAGGAGAAACUUGCUGCAAUGCUGACACUGCCUGAAGACCUCGCAAGAAUGUACAGAGAUGAUAUCACAAUUACUGUAGUGUAUUUCAAUUCAGAAGCAAUUGAAAAUUAUUACAGAAACAACGAAUAGACUUGGACUGCUGCUAUUCUGUACUGCUAGCCAACUUUGAUAUUGAAACCAUUACUGUUUUUCCUUGAUAGUCAAGCUGUUACCAGUGCUAGAAACCUUUUUAUUACUUACUAGUUCUGCAAAAAAAAAAAAGCUUCUGCAAGUGAAUUUGUUGACAGUUCCCUGGAUUUCCACUCUGAAGAAAAAUGUUUUGAUGAAAGUUCACUGCAAUGCAGCUGAACUAAACAUUGUUGACUCAGUUCUGAUUCCAUGGGAACUGCUGGUAAAAUUUUGCAACUGAACAAAGGAGACAAAUUUGAGUUAGGCUGUUAAAACUUAAUAGGCAGGUGGGUAAUACCUGUAGCUGUGUGGAGUGUAGGGAAGUCCUGCUGUUAUAGAAAAUGAAUAGCAUUCCCCUGAAGCACUGUAGCUGAGUUCAGUAAACUACCAAACCUUUAUUUGAUGUGACAGUGUCAGGUAUUCACCUUGUGUAUGUGAAGCUUUGUUUUAGAGACAGCACUAAGGGAGGUGAUUCAGGCAGCCCUGAGGCUGUUGGACACUUUUUCCUACAGUUUUUCUAAGCUAAGAAACAAAACUGUAUUUUCUUCAACAGUGAUGUAAGUGUGAAUGCGCAUUCUCUUAACGGUGCGUGGAUUUGUAUCACAACAUGUGGCUCAAAUGCGCACAAGGGACUCAGUGGUCCUCUGCUCAGGAAUUAACGUUUGAAAUUCAAGCAUUCAUUCAUCUAUUGCUUAGAGAAUAAAUACUUUGUUUUAAGUAUAGAUCUAUGAAAUGCUGCAUAUGAAAUCCGACUGUAAGUUAAGUGAGGUUUGACAGAUUGAGAAGAUAAAGAGUGCAUCUAAAGGUAAAUACAACAGAACACCUUUGUCUUCAGAUUUGACUUGGAGUACAGAAGUGCUGUUGUUUCACUAAAACGUUUAAUCUCUUUAAUUUUGCCUUUGAACAUCAGCUUGUUAUUAUAGCUACAGAUACUUUCUUUAAUGAAUGUAUGUUCUAAUCUCUGAAUGUAUACUUCCGUGCAUUUUAAAACGGUGUGAUACUGUUUUCUGGAGUGGUUAUCCAAAACUUGCAACAAACUGUGCUUAAAUUUCACAUAUGGUGUUCUCCUGUGGCUCUUUUCUUUGUUUAUGCACAUUAGGAACUGUUGGCAGCAAAAACGUGUACUGGGAGUAUGGGGCUAUUCACUGCUGUUCUGUUGUGUGAGAACCUGUGUGGAUGUGGCAGAGAAGAUGCAAAUAACUUUUUUUUAUUUCACUGAAUGCAUUAUCCUUCUGCACUUUUACAGAUGAAAAAGUACUUCAGUUUUCAUUUUUGAAGUUUUAAGUGAAGUUUUAAGCAGAGUAGAUCUUAUGCAUAAACUUGUAGUAGCUGUGGGUUUGGAGCUUUCCAUAUACUUUUUUUUUCCUCCACGUAAAACUUAUUAAUGCUUUUUUUUUUCUUUUUGGCAUCUAAUUCAUCUGUUCUUAAAAUAGUUUUUAGUUUCUUAUUAAGUGCUCAUACUUUCGACUAUGUGUGACAGGAUGUAAUUCAGUAUUACAGUUGCAAACACUGAAUGCUAACUUAACAACAACAAAAAACUUUUGCUUCAGAAAAGGCUUCUUCAUCCAGUACAUACUGCAGUACGUGUAGCAAUUCAGAUGGUGGACAAGUAGUUGUGUUUUUUGAAUGAAGUGAGCAGCAUAUGGUGCCAGCAAAACUGUAUUGGCAUGAGACAUCUGAGGUUUAGGUUUUUGUGUUGGGGACUGCUGGAGGGCUUUAGGUGUGUGCAGCAUCUCAUGAGGGAUGCUGAAAUUCUUGUCGCUUGGGUCCAAUAACUUAAAAUAUACCCACUUCCUGGGACUGGAACUAUGGAGACAAAAAUGUCGUAUACCAGGAAACAAACAAUGAUAGUCAGGCUAUGAGUUAACCUUAGAAAGGGUUGAGCCUGUCUGCAGGGUGAUUGGGUGAAGAGGAGCAUUAUUAAACAGUAUUCCUGAAUCCCUUUGGCUUUGAGUGAGUUGUUCCAUUUGCUCUGAAAAUACCUUGCCUUUACUUACAUGCUUAAUUGCUUUGAUUUUUAGAUGUAAAGCAUGUGUUACUAGACUACCUCUUCAUAAGGAAAUUACUUAACCGUGUGGCUGGAGGAACAAAGGGCCUAAACCAAAUCACAUUAGAACUGGUAUGAAGAUACAAUUCUUAUGAAGGUUAUUAGAAAACUUGUGAUGUACAGCAAAGCACCUAGUACAAGGGACACAGAAAUAGGCUAUUCUGUUCUUUUCUCAAGUAGAGACAGAGGUGAAAUCUGCAUUGUCCUUGGAAAGAGUUGUCGUAGCACUCUAUCAUGUAAGUGUUACUCAUAAAUAUGCUCUUGUACAGGUUGUUGUAUAAUUGCAGCUGCUAGUUGAUGAUUGUUUUAGGGAAUCCACUUCACAGUAAGAAGAGUACUACUUCUAAUUUCCCAUUAGUUUUGCUCAGUUUGACACACAGCAUUAUCUUUAUCCUGGAGUGGAAAAAGAUAACAUUAAACCAGUUAGUUCGUUUUGUUUAAAAAGCAAAUCAUAGAUUGAACCAUGUGUUCCCUGGAAUUUGUUGCAGGCUGAUGACAACAACGUGUCCUGACGUGUAAAGAAAAUAAAUAUGUUUGAAUUAGAUCACAGACAUCUUCAUUUCUAAGUGCAAACACAGCUAAUAGGUAUUAAUAAACAUUGUAUUUUGUGACUUUGGGAAUCAACAAUGUUUAAAUCUGACAACGUAAUGCCUUAAUGUACUUGUGCAAGCACUCUGAUGUGAGGACUUGAAAGCACAUUUAGGUGCAAGUCCUGCAGUAUCCAUCGAGUUUGGAGUGUUUAUCUGUAAGUACUGUGACUGUCUAAAGAAGCGGUAGUCAAAAAUGUUCAACAAAAUUAUGUUUCUCAAAAGCUGGUGUCUCAGGUGGGUGUUCUGCCACGUAGGUAACACAGCUGAGAUUAAGCGUGGAUGUAAGUACUAACAGAAAUUCUUCCCUAAUGUUUAAACCUUGAGUUGAAGUACAAUUUUGCCACUUUGUUUUUUCUUCAAAACUCUUAUUCCAUGUUCCCAAACGAUUAUGGUUAUUCAUGGUUAUCAGUAUACAAAUGUUCGGGCCUUCAUCAUCUAUUUGAUUUUUUUUUUGUAACUACUUUGCAAACUGGGGAAAAUCACUGUUUUUGUAAAUAAAAAUAUUUAUGCCACA
Messenger RNA from Gallus gallus (chicken), 5399 nucleotides. It is a transcript of the gene PDP2, whose product is annotated as pyruvate dehyrogenase phosphatase catalytic subunit 2. The record is from RefSeq and is a predicted model, not a curated record. Gene Ontology annotation, biological process: protein dephosphorylation. Lineage: Eukaryota; Metazoa; Chordata; Aves; Galliformes; Phasianidae. The coding region runs from base 605 to 2209 and encodes 534 amino acids. The transcript has 2 exons. Gene Ontology annotation, molecular function: protein serine/threonine phosphatase activity; cation binding.